GCCUUGUUAAACAAUUCUCACCUGUACCAUUUGGCUCAUGGGAAAGACUUCGCUAGCAGGGGCAUUGAAAUUACAGGUCUCCGGUUGAAUUUAGAGAAAAUGAUGGAACAGAAAAGUGGAGCAGUGAAGGCUUUAAGAGGAAUCGCUCACCUGUUUAAACAAAACAAGGUACCCUUUUGACAAACACACACACUGGCUUUUAUUUGCGUUACCCCUAGGCAUUUUACACCUCUUUAGUCUGCUGGUGGAGGAUAAAUAAUAAAGGAAAAAAGAGAGAUCCUGAGAAAAUCUUUAUUAGCAGAACAGCUUAGAAAAACUAAGACAGAUCUCUUAAAAGUGCUUUUCUUUUAUUUUUCCAUCAAAAAAAAUAAAUAAACUAACAACAACGGUAUUGUUGCAGGAGGUAAGAUAAGCAAAA
Messenger RNA from Thamnophis sirtalis, 418 nucleotides. NCBI's taxonomy places the organism in Eukaryota, Metazoa, Chordata, Lepidosauria, Squamata, Natricidae. The record is from RefSeq and is a predicted model, not a curated record.